AUGCCUGAAAAUUCGUUGGAUGAUUCGAAUGAUGGUGGAGAUAACACUCAGGAAAACACCGAACAACAGUCUGAUCUAGAAGAGGAAGAAGAGGAUUCUGAUGGAAGUGUUUAUGAAGUUGAUGAUAUUUUGGAUGUUGAUUUAGGAAGUAAAGGAAUGGUUUAUCUUAUUAAAUGGGGAAGAAAUCAAGGAGAGACGUGGGAACCCGAAGAUUGUUUCAUAGGAACGGAGAGUAAGCAAAUGCUGAGAAAUUUCAAAGCGAAAAAUAAGGAAAAAAUUGAAAGCUUAAAAAAUAAAACUAAAAGAAGACGGAAGCAACCUAGUGUCGUUUCAGUCGAUGAAGAUGAGAAAAACGAGAAGGAUAAUGAUGAGGAGGACCUUAGCGGCGAUAUGGCGCCUCGCGAGCUCACCGAAGAGGACAGCUUCUACGGGAAACCCGUUCGCGAUUUGCGUGGCGAGAGCCGGCGGCUGUUCGAUCCGUCCCAUUUGCAAACGGCAACCGACUUAAUUCUCUCCAAACUGUCGACGAACACUCGAAUAUCGCGGAGUCAGGUGGCCGGACUAAAAAGGGCGUCCAGCGAGGCGGGGAGUGGCGGAGAGUUGAGUCGCAGCCAGACGCCAUCCUCGCGCACCAACGUGAACGAGCUGGCGAAAAAGGAACCGGCAAAACGAGGAAGAAAGGCCAAUAGAAAAGGGCAAUCAAAGAAGCAAAUUGUGUCGGACAGCGAAGAAGAUGAUGAGAUUAAUGAUGAUGAUGAUGAUGAUGUUGAUGAUGGUGGUGAUGAUGAUGAGCCUUUUGUGGUUGAAGUUGUUCGACCAAAACGUGGAAGGCCAAAGCGAAGUGAAACCGUUGAAAAACCAGCAAGUCAACCAAAGGUCGGAAAACGCGGAAGACCAGCGAAAAAGUCCGCCGUAGUUGAGGCCGAUGAGGAUGGUGAAGAUGAAGUUCCAGCGAAGAAGACGACGUUACCGAAUAUUCCGAGAAAACGGGUUAUUCUUGAUGAAGAUACGAUUUCUCGUGACUCUGAAUCACCUGGACCUAGUAAACCACAGUUCUUUGUUGGUCGCGAUGAUGAUGAGGAUCAGGUGCUCUCAACGCCGCCGAUUGUAUUCAAUAAAGAGGAUCCGUUUGAUACUUGUCAUUCAAUUGUGAAAGAUUUUCAAUUCAACCAUUCAUCGGUGUGUGAUGCGAUGAUGGAAGGAGACGUGCGAGCAGUGCAGGUUUACAUUAGAAAUGAGCCGAUUAAAGAGCGAUUCCGGGAGACAAUGAACAAUUAUACACAUAAUAAUCGUCCGCUUUUACAUAGUCUUAUUUAUGCCGCCAAAAAUUCACCAUCGCCGCAUGUUGCUCAGCGUUACGUCACAAUGAUUCGUAUUGCACUACAAUUCAGCCGGCAAUUUGUUUUCGCCACCACGGACCCUAUCCAAAACAAACCGAUUCACGAAGCAGUGCGAACACGACAGUUUCAAAUUCUACGGUUACUUGUGAAUAGUGGUUCUCUCAUUUCGCAUGUGAACAACAAUAGUCAGACACCUUUGGAAAUUGCCGCAUUGAAUCGCGAUGUUCGAAUGUUCCGUUUUUUGCUCACUCGCGGAGCAACGUUCCAUCAAUUGUUGAGCCCGAAGUCACCGGCAAUCAAGACCGCUUUCAUUCAAUGCCCAGAGCUUGGAAAAGAGCUCGAAGCAUGCCAUUCCCAGCUCUCGAAGGAGCUCAGACGAGCCCGAAAACGUGUAUUCAGAGAGAGUGUUGAUGACGGACAUCCAAAAAUUGUUGAGAUUCAAGCAGUGUCGCCGGUGAUGAUUCUUGCAAGAAAUGAUUCGAAUUGUAUUGAUCAUGAGUUUGAAAAUAAUCAAAGAAAAUUGGAGAACAAGAAUCAAGGAUACUUUUUGACAAUUUUCCCGGUUGCUUACAAUAUGCAUCAGAAGCGCUGGAAUGUUUCGUAUAAAAACGAGGCGUUCAACAAUAUCAACGUGAACGGUAAACUUGCGCGAUCGGCGUUCGUUCACAAUCAUCUGACAUCGACAAUCCUAUUCGCAAAUCUGCUCAAUGGGACCAACAAAAUCGUAGCCAACGCCCACAACUCAAGUUGGAAUCGCACCUAUGCGUUCGCGAUGCAAAUCGUUCGAUACGAAAUCACACAAGCUGCGCCGACAACACAGCAUAAACUUCUCCGUCCAAUUUAUAAGAAAGUAUAA
Molecule: messenger RNA, 2196 nt
Organism: Caenorhabditis bovis
Lineage: Eukaryota; Metazoa; Nematoda; Chromadorea; Rhabditida; Rhabditidae
Source: the annotation of a GenBank genome assembly